GUUAUAUAUAUGUAAUCUCUAACUUCACUCACCCAUACUUGCACUGCUUCCAUUCCUCCACUCCCCAUGGAAGCUAGUACCGGGCUUUUUGCUGCGACCCAUGACAACAAUGAUCUUGUGGUCAUUCAAGGACACAACGAGCCAAGGCCUGUGAAGAACUUAGAUGGCCAACUAUGUGAAAUAUGCGGUGACUUAGUGGGACUAACUGUGGGCGGAGACUUGUUUGUAGCUUGCGAGGAAUGUGGGUUUCCCGUGUGUAGGCCUUGUUACGAGUACGAAAGAAGGGAAGGGACUCAAGUUUGCCCCCAGUGCCAUACAAGAUACAAGCGUAUCAAAGGAAGCCCAAGAGUAGAGAGAGACGAAGACGAAGACGAUGUGGAUGAUAUAGAACAUGAAUUCAUAAUGUUGGAAGAAAAGGAAGAGUUGCGGCAAAGGAAGAAGAGUAGCGGAUAUGAUAAUGAGAAUGCUAAAUCAGCAUCCUUGGCCAAGGUGAAAGGGGAGCUGCCUGUAUCUACAUACCACGAGCCGGGCUAUGAAAAAUUUGCUGACAAAGAGAGAGCAGAUGACUGGAAGUUAAACCAAGGAAAUCUAUGGCCUGAAACUGAGGCUACAGUUGAUCCCGAAAAGGCUAUUAAAGAUGAAAGUAGACAGCCACUCUCAAGGAAGGUGGCGAUACCAUCCGGAAGACUCAGCCCUUACAGGAUGAUGGUUGCAGCGAGGCUCGUGAUUCUCUUGCUAUUCUUUCAAUACAGAAUCUUCCACCCAGUACCUGAAGCAAUUGGACUCUGGUUCACAUCUGUGGUGUGUGAAAUUUGGCUAGCAUUGUCAUGGCUGGUUGACCAACUUCCUAAAUGGUUUCCCAUUGAUCGCCAGACGUAUAUUGAUCGUCUCUCAAUCAGAUUUGAACCGGAGGACAAGCCGAAUAUGCUUUCUCCAAUAGAUAUAUUUGUCACUACAGUGGAUCCAACGAAGGAACCUCCUCUAGUUACAGCCAAUACUGUUCUUUCAAUCUUGGCGCUAGAUUACCCAGCUGACAAAAUCUCAUGUUACGUUUCUGAUGAUGGAGCUUCCAUGCUCACCUUUGAGGCUCUUCAAGAAACUGCUGAAUUCGCAAGAAAAUGGGUACCGUUCUGCAGAAAAUACUCUGCUGAACCUCGAUCACCAGAGAAGUACUUCUCUGAGAAGAUAGAUUACAUAAAGGAUAAGCUUCAGACAACAUAUGUAAAAGAACGUCGUACUAUGAAGAGAGAAUAUGAAGAAUUUAAGGUGAGGAUUAAUGCACUUGUGGCCAAGUCCAUGAGAGUUCCAGCAGAAGGGUGGACAAUGAAAGAUGAGACACCGUGGCCGGGAAACAACACCAACGAUCAUCCAAGUAUGAUACAAGUCCUUAUUGCUCGAGGCGGAGGCCACCACCCCGACCAACUUCCCUGUCUUGUAUACAUAUCUCGUGAGAAAAGGCCGGCAUUCCAACACCACAACAAAGCUGGUGCCAUAAAUGCCUUGCUUCGAGUAUCAGCAGUGCUAAGCAAUGCUCCCUUCGUGCUGAACUUGGAUUGCAAUCAUUAUGUUAAUAACAGCAAAGUCGUGCGUGAGGCCAUGUGUUUCUUUAUGGACAUCCAACUUGGGAAUGGCAUUGGCUUUGUUCAGUUUCCUUUAAGAUUUGACAGCCUUGACAGGAACGAUCGUUAUGCCAACAAGAACACUGUUUUGUUUGAUAUUAACCUAAGGUGCCUAGAUGGAAUUCAAGGACCUGCUUAUGUUGGUUCAGGAUGCAUCUUCAGCAGGAAAGCUAUAUAUGGUUUGGAACCACCAAAGGUGUCAAAACCGCCGCGAAUUGUUCAAGUGCACUCAAAACAGGAUGAAAAUGAAGAGGAAGAUGCAGGAAUAAUAGAAGAAGACAAGCAGCUACUGAAAUCAGAGAUGAAUUUUGAGAACAGAUUUCAAAAAUCACAUUUUGCUAAUUCUUCAUCAACAGAAGAAGGUGGCGUCGAUGCUUCUUCCGGUCAGGCGGCCCUGCUCAAAGAAGCCAUUCAUGUCAUGAGCUGCAAAUAUGAAGACAGAACUCUGUGGGGAUAUGAGGUUGGCAUGAGCUAUGGAUCUAUAGCUGCAGAUACUCUUACGAGUUUCAAGUUGCAUAGUCGAGGCUGGGAAUCGGUAUAUUGCAUGCCGAAGAGAGCUGCAUUCAGGGGGACAGCUCCUAUCAACCUUACAGAUAGACUUAACCAGGUGCUUAGAUGGGCGGUGGGAUCACUUGAGAUCCUCUUCAGCCGCUAUUGCCCGCUGUGGUACGGCUUCAACGAAGGAAAACUGAAGACGCUUCAAAGGGUUGCCUAUAUUAACAGCACUGUCUACCCCUUCAGCUCCAUACCUCUUUUGAUAUAUUGUCUCAUUCCUGCUAUCUGCUUGCUCACUGAUAAAUUCAUCACACCUUCGGUAGGGACAUUCGCAAGUCUAGUCUUUAUUAGUCUAUUCAUCACAAUCUUUGCAUCGGCCAUCCUCGAAUUGAGAUGGAGUGGUGUUAGCCUUGAGGAAUGGUGGAGGAAUCAGCAAUUCUGGGUCAUCGGAAGUGUGUCUGCACACAUGUUCGCAGUUGUACACAGCCUCAUGAAAGCCCUGCCCCUGGUAAGAAGCAAUAUCAACUUCAUCACCGUAUCGAAGGCGCCAGACGAAGGGCAGUUCCACCAGCUGUACACCAUCAAAUGGACUGCUCUCCUUAUACCUCCAACUACAAUCAUAAUAAUCAACCUCAUUGGCAUUGUAGCUGGUUUCACAGAUGCCAUAAACAGUGGUGGACAUUCUUGGGGAGCACUUCUUGGGAAGCUCUUCUUCUCUUUGUGGGUUAUUGUUCAUUUGUACCCAUUCCUUAAAGGCCUCAUGGGUAGGCAGAACCGAACACCAACGCUUAUAGUCAUAUGGUCGGUGCUUUUGGCUUCUAUCUUCUCCUUGGUUUGGGUAAGGAUUGACCCUUUUGUGUUGAAAACAAAAGGACCAGACGCUAAGCAAUGUGGAAUCAGUUGUUGAAUCCGUUUUCCACAUUCCAUGAAGAGCAUUGAUGCUAUGAAAUGCAUGUGAAUAACGCUAGAGAAAAAUUUUGUGACAUGGAACAUGCAACAUGCAACAUGCCCUCCCCCCCCCCCCCCCCCCCUCUUUUUUUUCCGAACAGCAUUUUUUAUUCAAUGAAACUAAAAUAAAGUCCUGCUGAUUUCUUAAUUUUGUCACAACUAAAAGAAAAUGUAAUAGUUGUGGAACGGAGAAAUUAUAUUUGUACAACUUUUAGUACACCAA
This is a messenger RNA of Arachis stenosperma, 3285 nucleotides long. Its product is annotated as cellulose synthase A catalytic subunit 7 [UDP-forming]-like. Gene Ontology annotation, biological process: plant-type primary cell wall biogenesis; cellulose biosynthetic process. The record is from RefSeq and is a predicted model, not a curated record. Bases 67 to 3021 code for a protein of 984 amino acids. NCBI's taxonomy places the organism in Eukaryota, Viridiplantae, Streptophyta, Magnoliopsida, Fabales, Fabaceae. Gene Ontology annotation, molecular function: cellulose synthase (UDP-forming) activity. The transcript is spliced from 12 exons. Gene Ontology annotation, cellular component: plasma membrane; trans-Golgi network.